AUGAGCACAUCAAAUCCCUCUCCUGAGUGUGCUUCAGAGAUCAUAAAUCCCCUUCCAUCCUCCCCAAACCUCAUUGCUGAGACUGACACUGCAAUCCUCAAAAUCACAAAUCUCCUCCUGUCCUCCCCAAACCUCAUCACCAAGGCUGGCACUGCAAUCCUUGGCACUGGCAUUCCUGCUAUGGCCACCUCUCAAGAAGUUGGUGUUGUGGUGGCUGUGGCAGGGACAUUCAUCCUCCUUGCUUACAUUGCCAAGGUCAAUGGCCACAUUGAAUGUGUCAAGACUGCUUUGGAAAACUCAUGUGCUGAACAUACCCAGGCUGUAAAAGACUGCAUCAACAAGACCACUUUGGAAAACUUGCAUGCUGAACAUACCCAGGCUGUAAAAGACCACAUCAACAAGACCACUUUAGAAAACUUGUGUGCCAAACAUACCCAGGCUGUAAAAGUCUGCAUCCACUCUGUUAAACAGAUAAAGGACAUCAUAUUGCUAACAAAGGGGUUCUUUCCUGUUUCAAAGGAAACUGCCUGGUUGGUGUGCUAUGAGCAACAGCUGAAGGAGUGUGAGCAGGUUGAGCUUGCAAAAACUAUCAUUGCAGGGGUUACAUCCAAUCUCAGGGACAAGAAGAUGCAGGAGAUAUUGGCUGAUGCUGUGACAGAGCUUGAGCAUAAGUCAAUUGUGUUAUGA
Molecule: messenger RNA, 687 nt
Organism: Pisolithus orientalis
Lineage: Eukaryota; Fungi; Basidiomycota; Agaricomycetes; Boletales; Pisolithaceae
Product: ATP4, subunit B of the stator stalk of mitochondrial F1F0 ATP synthase
Exons: 4
Coding region: 1-687 (228 amino acids)
Source: RefSeq, a predicted model, not a curated record